Molecule: messenger RNA, 2068 nt
Organism: Saimiri boliviensis boliviensis (Bolivian squirrel monkey)
Lineage: Eukaryota; Metazoa; Chordata; Mammalia; Primates; Cebidae
Gene: PNPLA3
Product: patatin like domain 3, 1-acylglycerol-3-phosphate O-acyltransferase
Biological process (GO): lipid homeostasis; triglyceride catabolic process
Cellular component (GO): membrane; lipid droplet; cytoplasm
Molecular function (GO): triacylglycerol lipase activity
Source: RefSeq, a predicted model, not a curated record
AUGGUCCGAGGGGGGCGGGGCCGACGCCGCUCGGGGACUCGCCGGCGGAGCCGCCCAGGCCGGUCCGGAGCGCGGGGCGCAGCGGCCGCACCGGAGCCCGAGCCGCCCCCGACCCCGGCCCCGCAGCCGCCAUGUACGACGCCGAGCGCGGCUGGAGCUUGUCCUUCGCGGGCUGCGGCUUCCUGGGCUUCUACCACGUCGGGGCGACCCGCUGCCUGAGCGAGCACGCCCCGCACCUGCUCCGCGACGCGCGCAUGUUCUUCGGCGCCUCGGCGGGGGCGCUGCACGGCGUCUCGGUCCUCUGCGGGGUCCCGCUGGACCAGGUACUGGAGAUCCUCUCGGAACUUACCCGGAAGGCCAGGAGUCGGAACAUCGGCAUCUUCCAUCCAUCCUUCAACAUGAACGAGUUCUUCCGACAGCGUCUCUACAAAUGCCUCCCAGCCAACGUCCACCAGCUCAUCUCGGGCAAAAUAGGCAUCUCGCUCACCAGAGUGUCUGAUGGAGAAAACGUUCUCGUGUCACACUUUUGGUCCAAAGACGAAGUCGUGGAUGCCUUGUUGUGUUCGUCCUUCAUCCCUUUCUACAGCGGCCUCAUCCCUCCUUCCUUCAGAGGCGUGCGGUACGUGGAUGGAGGAGUCAGUGACAGCAUACCCUUCACUGACGCCAAAACGACCAUCACUGUGUCGCCCUUCUACGGGGAAUACGACAUCUGCCCGAAAGUGAAGUCGACAAACUUUCUCCACGUGGACAUCACCAAGCUCAGCCUGCGCCUCUGCUCGGGGAACCUCCACCUUUUAUCGAUGGCAUUUGUCCCCCCGGAUCCCAAGGUGCUGGGAGAGAUAUGCCUUCGAGGGUAUUUGGACGCGUUCAGGUUCUUGGAAGAGAAGGGCCUCUGCAGCAGGCCCCAGCCUGGCCUGAAGUCAUCCUCAGAAGGGAUGGAUUCUGAGGUCGCCGCGCCGGCCUGGGAACACGCGAGCCUGGAAUCUUCCCCCGAGCUGGCCGCCUUGGCUGUGAGGCUGGAGGGGGACGAGCUGCUGGAGCACCUGCGUCUCAGCAUCCUGCCCUGGGAUGAGAGCAUCCUGGACACCCUCUCGCCCAGGCUCGCUAUAGCACUGAGUGAAGCACUGAAGGACAGAGGUGGUUACAUGAGCAAGAUUUGCAACUUGCUGCCCGUUAAGAUAAUGUCCUACAUGAUGCUGCCCUGUACCCUGCCCGUGGAGUCCGCCAUUGCGAUUGUCCAGAGGCUGGUGACAUGGCUUCCGGAUAUUCCCGACGACGUCCAGUGGCUGCAGUGGGUGACCUCGAAGAUCUUCACUCGAGCGCUGAUGUGUCUGCUCCCCACCUCCAGGGCUCCAAUGCCAGCCAGCCGCCAACAGGCUUCCCCAAGCAAACCCAGGCAGGACUGGGACUGCCGGGCUCCCCGCUCCCCCGCGGUCUGUCCUGCGGAAGCCAAAGCGGGGGCCGCCCCACGGUCCAUCCUCAGGUCCAGCCUGAACUUCUACUUGGGCAGUGAAGUGCCCGCGGGCGCUGAGGGGCUCUCCGCCUUUCCCAGUUUGUCCCUGGAGAAGAGUUUGUGAGUCAUUUGAGGACGCGAGUCUAGGAGAUUCUUUCAGGGGUGCUGAAGAGUCUCAUCUGUGUUCAGCUACCGCUGCACUGCUGUGUAUUCACGCUGCUGUGAUGUGAGCUGAGGUGGUUUUAUGAAAAGCUGGGAACAAACCCUUGGUCUGGGUGGCGGUGGCAGCCCAGCACAUAAGCAUGCGUUAGCUUAGCUGGUUGGGAAGUGACACCAGGAAGCCUAGGAUCCCACCUCCCCGUGCAGUGGGAGGGGGUGCAGUUGGUCCCCAAGAAGGACACUGCCUGUCAGGUGGCUUGCAGAGAUAAUUACCUUGACACCUAAAAGCAUCUCCUUGCAGGGGUAACAAAAUGAUAACCGAUUUACAUUUUAGAACACCUUUUCCACCUGACUAAAAGACUGUUUAAAGAAUUUUUAUAAAAAUGUAAGGAAGUUUUGUUAUCUGUUGAAUUUUGUAUUAUGUGAAUCAAUGAGAUGUUAAAUAGAAAAAGCCUU